Chaetomium fimeti is the source of this 1529-nucleotide messenger RNA. Its product is annotated as beta-lactamase-like protein. Lineage: Eukaryota; Fungi; Ascomycota; Sordariomycetes; Sordariales; Chaetomiaceae. The record is from RefSeq and is a predicted model, not a curated record. Bases 90 to 1271 code for a protein of 393 amino acids. The transcript has a single exon.
AACAAGACCAUCCAUCUGUCCCCUUCACUUUUCCACCCGCGCGUACACAGCAACUAUCUGCUAGAUUUCUUCAUUCAUGAACGUUAUAAAUGGCCAAGAGUAUUAUAGAAUGCGCCCCCAACCUGGGCAUCCCUUCCUCGCCACACACUGUUGACGUUUCCAUCAUUGACACAACCGCCACGGUCCGGGGAGUCUCUGCGGGACUGUUCCUAUCCCCGCCUGUCGAAGGCUACGACUUACUAGCGGUUCCCGUCUUUUCCUUUCUCAUCCAGCACCCUGGCCUCCAACGGUCCAUCAUCUUCGACUUGGGGGUCCGCAAGGACUGGAAUAAUCUCAGCCCGCCAUUACGGUCCCAAAUCGACCGCUUGGGCUGGACUCUGCAGGUGGAGAGGGACGUGAGCGAGAUUUUGAACGAUGCUGGCAUUGACGUCACCAGCAUCGAAGCUGUCAUCUGGAGCCACCACCACUUCGACCACACCGGGAACCCCAACACCUUCCCUCCAAGCACCUCGCUCAUUGUCGGGCCAGGGUUCAAGAGCAUGCUCCCGGGAUACCCAACGAACCCCAACUCUGUCAUCCUCGAGAGCGACCUGGUCAACAGACAGCUGAUCGAGCUGGACUUUAGCGUCGGGACGUCCGGCGCCCACACCUUUAAACCCCUGACUGUUGGCCGUUUCCGCGCGCUCGACUACUUCGGUGACGGCUCCUUCUACCUACUCGACACGCCCGGCCACGCGGUCGGCCACAUUAGCGCGCUCGCCCGCGUCACACCUAGCCCGGAAGCGUCGUUCAUCCUCCUCACCGGCGACGCCAUCCACCACCCGGGCGAGAUCCGCCCGAGCAAGUACCUCCCGCUGCCCGCGGACAUCAUCCCGGACCCGUUCGCGCCGGACCCACACCCGCUUGAAUCGCACUACGGCUGCCCUGGCGCUACGUUCGACCCCCUUUUCGCCGGGCGUGGCCGGCCGGCCUGUGGGCCCGUGUACGAGCCGGCGCGGGCGGAAAGGUCUGUGGAGGCGUUUAGCCACGACAUCGACGACCUACUGGAGACGGUGGCCAAGCUGCAGGAGGCCGACGCGCACGACAAUGUGUUUGUCGCGGCCGCGCACGACGAGGCGCUAUUAGAUCACGUCGUCUUCUUUCCAGACGGCAAGAUGAACGAGUUCGCACAGAAGCAUUGGGUGAAGCGCGUGCGUUGGCGGUUUCUGAGGGACUUUGCCGGUGCCGUGGGCAAGCUGGACCAUGAGGUUGGGAGGCGGCAUUGGGGUUAGUCAUAAAGGGUAGCGGGAAUGAGAAUGUCUCGGCGUGGGUGUUUGGGGCUUGAAAAGGGGGGCAGUACAAAUUGGACCGAAUGUGGUUUCUUUACAAAGCGCAGAACUAGUAACACCGCAAAGCACCCGCACACAUAGGUGACCUGAGGGCAAACUCAACCUACCUGAGGCGCUGAUGGAUUAUUUUACCGCUUAAUUACUCCGGAAUCUCUUCCAAUGGCCGAAUAAAGUACUUUGUGGGACGUGCUUGAAGACUAC